UUUACCCACAACGCUUGUUGUUGUCAUUGGUCAAACGAGGCAGUACUGCUGUAUUUCCUCACGCGUGUGCACGAGAUCAGCUGAGUAGUUGCUCCUCCCUUGUUAGAGUUCAAGAAGACGGAACCCAGCGCAGCAGACAUGGCUAUGCUCACAACACAGCCCCAAACCGAUGUGAUCGAUGCGGAAUACGAGGACUACCUCUGCCCCGUGUGUCUGGAGAUAUUUAUCUCUCCGAUGACCACAGAUUGCGGACACACAUUCUGUGAGAGCUGUCUUAAGGAGUGCUUGCGGCCUCAGAAACCUGUGUGUGCAGUCUGCAGGUCUGACCUACACAAGUGGAAAAAAGCAGAGGAUAUACAAAAUGAGAUGAAAAGAUCAAUCGGAAAGUGCAAAGGCUGUAAAAAUGAGGUUCUUUUGUCUGACAUGAGAAGCCACACAGGGGCUUGCUCUAAAUAUCAAGACUUUAUCAAGGAAGGUAUGAAGGCCAUUUCAAAGAACCAGCCUUCCACUGUCAGCUCCGUGCCGAACCGGUACACGUUCGCCUGUCCCUUCUGCAGCAGACAGCACUUUGACCAGGACGGUCUGGUGGAGCACUGCACCUCGAGACACGCACACGACCCGCGUCCCGUGGUGUGUCCGAUAUGUGCCUCAAUGCCCUGGGGCGACCCUAAUUACAGGAGCACUGACUUCUUUCAACACAUCCGAAUGAGACAUGCUUUCUCCUAUGACACCUUUGUGGACUACUCUACAGACGAGCAAGCCAUGAUCCAGGAAGCUCUACAGCGCUCGCUCUUGGAAAACUGAUGUGAGGAACAUAUGGAUCCCCAGCUGAACACCACCAAAAAUCAGUGCUUGAGCUUACACAAAGAAAGAAAUAGAUUGGGAUUCAGGGCUAUUAUCAUAUAUAUAUA
Messenger RNA from Carassius carassius (crucian carp), 911 nucleotides. Its product is annotated as E3 ubiquitin-protein ligase RNF114-like. Lineage: Eukaryota; Metazoa; Chordata; Actinopteri; Cypriniformes; Cyprinidae. Gene Ontology annotation, molecular function: ubiquitin protein ligase activity. Bases 139 to 804 code for a protein of 221 amino acids. Gene Ontology annotation, biological process: ubiquitin-dependent protein catabolic process; protein polyubiquitination. The transcript has 6 exons. The record is from RefSeq and is a predicted model, not a curated record.